CAAAGUCGUCCUCACAAACAUCAUUCAUAACAUUAUUUUUAAGGAUGUGUGCAGCCUGUUUAUGUUGACCAACAUUUGUGCAAGGCCUAGAAGCUCAUGCUGUGUAAGACAUAGUUUCAAUAUUUCUGACCAGCUUUUUGAACAGAUUUUAAUACAGUUUUUCCUUCAACUUGUGCUCAAGAAAUGUGUAAAUUGUUGCUUCGGCUAUUUCCUUCCAAAGUAUAUGUACUGUAAGUUGGGCUUCAUGUCUAUUUUAAAUAUCCCACACUACUCCUCACUUUUUUUUUUUUUGUGGGUUUAA
Messenger RNA from Lymnaea stagnalis (great pond snail), 301 nucleotides. Lineage: Eukaryota; Metazoa; Mollusca; Gastropoda; Lymnaeidae. The record is from the annotation of a GenBank genome assembly.